AUGACACUGAAACGGUUAAGGAAGAAAGCUGAAAGCUCAUCAGAUGAGUUCGAUGCAACGAACAUUAUCAAACAAUCGAAAAGUGAUUCGGAAUCAUCCUCAAAUGAUUCCGACGAUUCCGAUGAGGCGCCAAUGCUUGUUGAUCCUGAUGCUGAUGCACCUCCGAAGUUCGAUAUAAUUCGACAUAGUGAAAGGUAUAUGUUGAAAAGGGAACAAGAGUAUUUACAGAAAGUGCCGACUGUGUCGACAUGCAGUUUCAUAAAACUCGACGUUUACGGUGUAAAAUGA
Anisakis simplex (herring worm) is the source of this 288-nucleotide messenger RNA. The record is from the annotation of a GenBank genome assembly. NCBI's taxonomy places the organism in Eukaryota, Metazoa, Nematoda, Chromadorea, Rhabditida, Anisakidae.